Molecule: messenger RNA, 1608 nt
Organism: Leishmania major strain Friedlin
Lineage: Eukaryota; Euglenozoa; Kinetoplastea; Trypanosomatida; Trypanosomatidae
Exons: 1
Coding region: 1-1608 (535 amino acids)
Source: RefSeq, a predicted model, not a curated record
AUGUCCGACUCUCAUCAGCUUUACGAGGUGGCCGGCCGCGCACUUCCGCUGCCGCCCAAGCGCACACCGCCUCGCUACAGCACUAUAACCCGCUCUGAGGAGCAAGAGUACCGCAUAAUUUCCCGUGCAAACUCUCCCAGUCGCGCCGAGACGCUGCGUGAUGGCAAGAUAAGUCCCGUCCCUGUAGCGUUGCAGCGCGAAUCACAACUCGGAUACCGCGGCCAGGCUGCUCAUCCUCCGCCAGAGGACUCCAAGCACCUGGCUCCACCCACCUUGCAGAAGUACAAGGCGCCAUUGAAUCGGCUGACCGGACCGUCAACGCCGCAGCAGCAGUCGCAGAAGUCGACGGAGCUGGAGCUCGACGAUCUCAGCAGCUGCUUCUCGUCACACUGCAACAGCGCACCAGAUACCAACGCGAAGAUGCACGCGGCAAGCGAGUUCUUGGCUCAGGGCGACUACGCGACCCCUCCCCACUUGAAUAUGACCGCCAUCGUACCAGAAGAGGGUAGCUCCAUCGACAGCCGUCCGUCUCUGAACCGCACCAAAUUUGAGGCGGCAGUGGCGGCGGCAGAGGAUCAGGAUCGCAAUGCCGCUCCCGCGCGGUCCAUCGAGAUGUCUAGGACUUGCCGCAACCAGGCGCCUGCCAACCCACACAGCACCCCGGCUGCAGCGGCGCCGGCGAGCGGCACCCGCUCCACAGCAGCACAGUCCACGUUGUCGCGCUACAGCCAUUCCAAGGGAUACGGAGCGUACAGCGGCGACCCGCGGCAGCAUGCUGCGAGCACCCACGGUGCUCCUCAGAAGCAUCAGCAACAGCAACCAAGGCCACAAGGCGCAGCUGCCACGGACGCUGCGGCGCACCCAGCAGCCGCGGCAGCGAGCGGCAUGGGCAGCAGGCGAAGAGGUGUGCCAUCGCAUGAGCGCUCACCAAGCGAGGCAAGCUCCUACCGUCGUGACAAGCAUAGCGCCCGCAUCGCACCCGUGUGUUAUGUCGAGCAGCACAGCCGCUCCCCGGUCAGAAAUAACAGAGCAGGCCUCCUGUCAUCCCCAGUGCCGGUCGAUCCUCAUCUCACCCACGAGUACUCUCAGCAGAAGAUAGAGGAGCGCCGAGCGUCGAAGUCGCGUGUGGUGCCCAGCAGCCAGUCAACGGCUAUGGUGGCGGUUUCAUCAAACGCGUGGAACAGUAUCCGCACUUCCCGCAACGGCGAAGACCCGCUGGAGAUGAGCGUCCCUAUAGCGGAGCGAGUGAACGUCAUGUCCACAUUGACACGACACUGCGACAUCUCGGCAUCCGUGCCUAUGGGGACGCUGGAGGGCACGGAGCUGCUGCCGGGGCUGCCCCAGCUGCAGGGGCACCGCAACGAUGACAAUGCCGAUCGCCCCUACCGCACCAUUGUCCGCUUCAUCGAGUAUCAGCCCCAGGGGGAGCGACCCGGAUUGGAAGAGAUGCUGGUCAGCUACUCCGGUCAUGAGGACGUGCUGUGUUCCGCCUUGGGCGAAGCGUACGGCAACGACUUUGAGAUGCUGAAACUCGUUUGCAGCCGCACACCGGCGGUUCCGCUCUUGGCAGAUUGCCCUUCUGUCGACAAGCGCGCCACCGCCUCAUAA